Messenger RNA from Hypoxylon trugodes, 1238 nucleotides. Its product is annotated as carbohydrate esterase family 1 protein. The record is from RefSeq and is a predicted model, not a curated record. Gene Ontology annotation, cellular component: extracellular region. Lineage: Eukaryota; Fungi; Ascomycota; Sordariomycetes; Xylariales; Hypoxylaceae. Gene Ontology annotation, molecular function: hydrolase activity. The coding region runs from base 100 to 1038 and encodes 312 amino acids. The transcript has a single exon.
GAAACCAUAAAUAUGAGCAUGAGCUGCUCAUGACGAGGAAUGUUGCGAUUCUAACUCCAGGCCCCACCCACGCUUGCCGGACUUGAUAGAGUUAACGACAUGUAUUCAAUACUCCGCUCAGCCAUUACCUGGCUCCUAGCCACAUCUCCAAUUUUAGCAAUCGGCGCUUCUCUUCAGCAGGUAACCGAGGAUAUUGGCCCAAACCCAAGAAAAGUCGGGUUCUACAUCUACGUGCCUGACAAACUAGCCGCCAAACCUCCAAUUCUGGUUAAUCCCCAUUGGUGUCACGGCGACGCGAAAGCCUGCUACUCGGGUUCACAAUACGCAACGCUGGCUAGUAAAUAUGGGUUCAUCGUGAUCUACCCCGAUAGCCCGAACACGGCUGAUAAAUGCUGGGAUGUAUCUUCAAACGACACCUUGACGCAUGAUGCGGGAGGAGACAGUCUCGGAAUCGCGAGUAUGGUGCGUUGGACAUUGAAGAAAUAUAAUGGCGAUUCAAGUCGUGUAUUCGUCACUGGUGUUUCAUCUGGUGCUAUGAUGACUAGUGUGUUACUCGGCGCAUACCCCGACUUAUUCGCCGCCGGAUCUGCAUUCUCCGGGGUACCAUACGGGUGUUUCGCGGGGAAUGGCUACGGAGUCUGGAGUGAUGCCUGCGCUACUGGAAAGGUCAAGAAAACCGGAGCUGAAUGGGCUGCGCUGGUUAAAGCCGGCUAUCCAGACUACACGGGAUGGCGACCCAAGGUCCAAAUUUUCCACGGCACGAACGAUGAGGUGCUCAACUAUACAGACUUCGAAGAAGAGAUUAAAGAGUGGACUUCGGUGUUUGGAUUUAGUGAAACGCCAACGAACUCCACGCCUAAUACACCGGUCAGUGGAUGGACAAGAACUGUCUAUGGUGACGACAAUUGGUUCCAGGCGUAUAGCGCUGCGGGGGUUUCGCAUAAUAUCCAGAACCAAGAAAAUACCGCUAUGGAAUGGUUUGAUCUCACUUGCACGAGUGAUGAUUGCUUCAAAUGGGGACAAGGAGGUGCACCUUAGUAUGUUAUCGUAUCUUUUCAUUGAUAUCCUUUUUUUCGGUAUAGUACCAAAAUCGCCCUCGUGGAAAAAAUGGUAGAUUGAGCAUCCUCCGAAUAUCUUGGGUCACCCUCGCGUGUUUGACUGUCUCAUUGACUUAAUGCAUUAAACGAUGGUGACGCCAUGGGCCACUGGAUGUAUUGUAUAUAGUACAUAGUGCGUUU